AUGACCAACAAGGCAACAACGCUUCAGAAGAUUACUGGGAGCAAUUUUGAAUGGUCCUCCAAACUGCAGAGCCUCCUGGGCUCUGUGUUCAAGCUGUCCAAGUUCCGUCCCCUGCAACUCCAGGCCAUGAACGCGAGUCUCUCCGGACACGAUACGGUCCUCAUCAUGCCCACAGGAGCGGGGAAGAGCCUGUGCUUCCAGCUCACAGCGCUGGUGUCGGAAGGGGUGACCUUGGUUAUCUCUCCUCUGGUGUCGCUGAUGGAGGAUCAGCUGAUCACCCUGCAGAACCUUGGGAUACCUGCGGCCAUCCUGACAGCGAGCACACCCCGGGCUGAGGUCACACAGACUCUCAACAGUCUUACAGACAAGAAGUCUGACUUAAAGAUGCUGUAUGUGACCCCUGAGAAGGUGGCAAAGAGUAAACGCUUCAUGGCCAAGGUCGAGAAGAUGCACUCGGUGGGGAGGUUCGCUCGGCUGGUCAUCGACGAGAUCCACUGCUGUAGCCAAUGGGGACAUGACUUCAGGCCAGACUACAAGACCCUGGGUGUCCUGAAGCGACAGUACCCCUCCGUGCCCAUCCUGGGUCUGACUGCCACGGCUACUUCCUACGUCAUCGAGGAUGUGAAGGCCAUCCUGAGCAUGCCCAGCUGUCUGCUGUUCCGGGCUUCCUUCAACAGGCACAACCUGUACUAUGAGGUUCUGAGGAAACCAUCUUCUCAUGAAAACGUGAUGGAGAAACUUGUGCAGACCAUCAACAGCCGCUUCCAGGGGCAGUCCGGAAUCAUCUAUGUGUUCUCACGAAAGGAGGCGGAGACGGUUGCCGGGGACCUGCUGAAGAGAGGUGUGCGGGCGGGGUGUUACCAUGCCGACCUGGAUGCUGCCUACCGCAGCCGUGUCCACAGGAAAUGGCUGGAAAACACCAUACAGGUUGUCGUGGCAACCAUAGCGUUUGGGAUGGGGAUCGACAAACCAGACGUGCGCUUCGUCAUCCACCACUCCCUCAGCAAGUCCAUGGAGAACUUCUACCAGGAGAGCGGGAGGGCAGGCCGAGACGACCAGCCAGCCUACUGUAUCCUGUACUUCAGUUUCCAGGACAUCUUCACACAGCAAAACAAACAAACAAACAAACAAACAAACAAACAAACAAGCAAACAACUUUCUCCCCUCCCCUCCAGGCAGAGACGACCAGCCAGCCUACUGUAUCCUGUACUAUGUUUCCAGGACAUCUUCAGACAGCAAAACAAACAAACAAACAACUUUCUCCCCUCCCCUCCAGGCCGAGACGACCAGCCAGCGUACUGUAUCCUGUACUUUGGUUUCCAGGACAUCUUCAGACAGAGCACCAUGGUGAUGACAGAGCAGACCGGGCAGCAGAAGCUGUACGGGAUGGUCAAGUACUGUCAUGAUGUCAACAGGUGCCGCCGUGCCAUCAUUGCCGACCACUUUGAUGAAGGCUGGGACUCCACGAAGUGCAGCGGCAUGUGCGACGUCUGUGACCCUACAUUAGUCACUGUAACAGAUGAAGAAGACGUGACCAGCCUCUGCCAGGAGGUCGUCAGGGUCAUCCAGUCAGCGACAGCGAAGGAACAGCGGCUGACUGGGCUGAAACUGGCGGACAGCUGGCUGGGGAAGGGGGACAAGCGGAGGGGUAACCACGGUAACCACCCUGCGUGGCUGACCCGUGAGAUGGGGGAGAGAGUGAUCACCCACAUGUUACUGGAGGGGUACCUGAGGGAGGACUAUCACUUCACUCCCUACAGUACCAUCAGCUAUCUGGUCCCAGGCCCCAAGAGCCAUCGCCUGACAAGUGGAGGAGUGCAGGUGACACUCUGCAUCCCCAGUAAGAGGAAGAAGAGCAGAACAUCAGCAGCAGCUACGUGUGGUACUGCAGCAUCGGGGAGCAGCAGGGAGGUCUCUCUAAGUGCGGAAGCUACCAGCAACCAGAAAACAUCCAACACGGCUCCAAAUUCAGACGUGUCUGUCACAGAAAGGAGGCAAAGCUUUGGAUUUGAUCGAAGUUCAUCCUCGAGGCCAGAGAGUGCAGAAGAUGGAGACUGCAUUGUGAUUUGGGACGAUGAUGAUGAUGAUUUUGUGCCCUAUGAAAGUAAAGGCAAAGUUUCAGACAGUGUUAGUACCAGAGAGGUGGGAGGUGGAGACAAAACUGGCAUCGCACAGUCUACCUCUCAUGUAGAGCUACAGAACAGUGCCGGCAUGGAGGCAGGGAAAAAACACAAGGGGAAGAGAAAGAACCGUUCAUCAUCAUCAUCAGACCAGCUGCACAGGAAAAAACAUGUCAAGAAAAGCGACCACAAGGAGCCCAGGAAAAACCAUGUUGAAGAGAAAAGAGAGAGCUCACAAACACAACAGGUAGGGAGCGUUGACCACGGUGGUGACUUCAGUACACAGUCUUCCUCCCGUGUGGAGAUGCGGAACUCUGAUGGCACAGAAUCAGGCAGCAGACCAGGCAUGGGACAGAAACACAGAAGGACCCUGUUGUACGCAAUGUCAAUGUCUCGUGUGGAGAUGCAGAAUGCUGCUGGCAUGGAAUCAGGCAGCAGACUGGGCAUGGGGCAGAAACGCAGGAGAAGGAGCCGUUUAUCUAACCAGCUCUACUUCUCUUUCUCCCCCCCUAACAACCCCUACUGGGGGAUCACUUAG
Messenger RNA from Branchiostoma floridae (Florida lancelet), 2658 nucleotides. RefSeq names its product ATP-dependent DNA helicase Q1-like. The record is from RefSeq and is a predicted model, not a curated record. Bases 1 to 2658 code for a protein of 885 amino acids. The transcript is spliced from 17 exons. Gene Ontology annotation, cellular component: cytoplasm; chromosome. Gene Ontology annotation, molecular function: ATP binding; 3'-5' DNA helicase activity; four-way junction helicase activity. Lineage: Eukaryota; Metazoa; Chordata; Leptocardii; Amphioxiformes; Branchiostomatidae. Gene Ontology annotation, biological process: double-strand break repair via homologous recombination.